Acaulospora colombiana is the source of this 1253-nucleotide messenger RNA. The record is from the annotation of a GenBank genome assembly. Lineage: Eukaryota; Fungi; Glomeromycota; Glomeromycetes; Diversisporales; Acaulosporaceae.
GGUCAAGCCGGUUGUUUAAUUCUGAAGAUUCUAUCUACGCGACCUUGGAGUCUGAAUUACAUUGCGCUCGUGAUGAGAACCGUCGUCUAGUAGAAUUAAGUAAUGUUCUUGGUGACAUGAGCAAAACUAUCGAAAACAAAAGUAAUAAAUUGUAUUCAGAUAGCAAUUUACCUCUUUUACAAAAAAUUGAGGAAACACAAGCAAAAUUUAACGCACAUUUGGAAAAAUGUGAAAUCGAAAAAAAAGAAAAAAUUUUGGACGACAAUUUAAAGGAAACGCAAUCAAAGAAUUUCCAAGAAUCUUCUGACACGGAAUAUCAGAUUAGAGAAUUAUCAAGCCAAUUAGCUUGUACAAGAGAACAACUGACCGAAGAGCAAGCGAUUCAUUCUGAUCAGGUGGAAAAAAUGCGUCUUCAGAUAACAGAAGUGGUUUCACAACUAGAAAUGACACGUAGUGAGUUGGAAAAUAUAAAGCUUCGGCACGAGUCGAAAAUUGAAGUAUUAAAUCAACAAAUUUCUGAUGUGGUCAAUCAAUUGAAUCAUGCCCAUGAAGAACUUGAAAGAAUUCAUUCUCUACAUGAAACCGAUGCCGAGGAUUUUAAGCAAUUGAAAAUGAAAACACCUCAAGGAAACUUGGAUGGACUACAAUCCCUUCCAGUGAAUCCAUUAAAUUCAAGUCAUAUUAACUUGGAUAAUCCGAGAGAAGUUCACCAAACAAAUGUUUUUGUCGAACUCUUUGAUUUAAAGACAAAAUAUGAAAAGAUGGCCACUGAUCAUGAGUCUUUGGUUAGCAGGCUCAACGCGGAGCAUGCAUCACUGGUUGCGAAUAAAGAAAAUCAGAUUACUAUCCUUCGAGAAGAGAAAUUGGACUUUUUAAAUCAGUUUUCGCAAUUCAGAAAGGAAACUCUAAGUGCGUUGGACACAGUAAAAAAACAAUUAAGUGCGGCACAGGAAACAAUAUCUUCAAUAGCAAAUGAGAACGAGAGUCUUAAUUGUAGACUAGAAAAGGCUUUGAUUGAAAACGAGGGAUUAAAAAAGGAGAAUGCUGAGAUUAAAACGGAAUUCGAAUUGUGGAGGAAAGAGAAACAAUCAGGACCGCUUAAUCAGCACAAGAAACAAGAGUCAACCGUCAAAGAUUCGGAAUGGACUGAUAAUGAGUGGGACGUUGGAGAUGUUUUAAACGGUGUUACCAUUGAUUCAAUUGAGAAAUCGAAUAAGAAAGAAUAUAAAAAAAUUCUUGUCAAGUCUCAUUAA